Molecule: messenger RNA, 3471 nt
Organism: Cladophialophora carrionii CBS 160.54
Lineage: Eukaryota; Fungi; Ascomycota; Eurotiomycetes; Chaetothyriales; Herpotrichiellaceae
Exons: 1
Coding region: 1-3471 (1156 amino acids)
Cellular component (GO): cytoplasm
Molecular function (GO): protein-folding chaperone binding; ATPase inhibitor activity
Source: RefSeq, a predicted model, not a curated record
AUGCUGGGGAGGUUGAUUCAAGGGUAUGCCAGAGGCAGCCAGCUCGAAAGUGCGACAGAUGAGACACAUACACGCACCCUUCUGUGGCCGGAAGUCCAUCUUGAGGGACGGUCGAAUUCAGCUUCGCCGCCUACCACCCCCUUUGGCUCUCCUACAGUCCGCAUCUCGCCCUUCGAUGACCGUGCUGGCUUGGAAUGGAAUGAGACAAGAGAUUUGAGACUCAUUGUGGCGCAGGAUGCUUUCGGCACAAAUGACCGUCCUCUGCUGCUGUUCGACACUCACCCGGUCGACGCUAGAGACUCGAGCACUGCUCAGAGGACGGGCAAUCUGUCUCAGCCUGCUGGACAAGCGGCUCGUGCAGGUCCUGGCACUCCCGUAAUGGGGCAAUUCAGGAACAGGAGCUCAACCAUCUCGGGAGGGCCGGCAUCCUGGACGCGCACCAACAAAGAGUCGGAAACCACGGACCAUCUCAGCAAUAUCCUCGACUGCAUGUUUGGUGUAAGCAGUGCAGCAAAAUCCGGAUCCAGCACCAAAUUGCACUUCCUCCCAGGUGACCGGAGCCCGUUGAGCGACCUAAGUCCGCGCACGCCUACAUCCAAUGCUCCGGCCACGGCACCUUCUCGUACCCCUCUGGUGAGAGCAAAAACGGCUAUAAAUGCUGAGAAUACCCAUACUUCAACAUCCAGUGUAAAGGUACCAGAUCCUGAAACGCGGGAUGCCAUCUUAGUUACUCGUAUGUUUCCCGUUGCCCUCCCCGAGGCGCAGGACGAUAUAAGGCACCAUAGGGGGUCCUCUGCUGGGCAAAGCAGCUCACCUAGUCCGAUGUCAAGCAAGAAGGGUGAGCAGGCCGACUCCCCGAUACAGGCUAAGAAACCAAAGCUGGUGGAGAAGAAGACACCAGUAUUUGCGAUGGGCCUGCUUUUCUAUCUACCUCGCCCUGGGGAUGUGCGCCCUAGUACUUCUUCGGCACGCCCCCCGUCAAGGGCCUCAUUUACAGCGUCAUCGACUCCUAACUCUCAAGCGUCUGGGUCUUUCUCGUCAUGGACAUUCCUGAAUGCUAUCCCGGAGCAUUUGUGGACCGAUGAGGGAUCGAGCUACCUGACCGACAAGGGCAUGGAAAUCGUGGUCCGAAACUGGGACGUUAUACUAAGGAGCCUCGCUGUAAUCGAGGCACUGGCGCACGACAAGAUCAGCGGGCUUCUUCAGGAGGUCGACUUUGCCUUGAUAAGCUCUGCUGCCAAAGCGCCCAAGGGCCCCUAUGAACAACGUACAAACCAGCGCAAUAUCUAUCUUCGGACAUCAAACCAGUUGAGCCAGUUUACAGAUCUUCAACGCGCUGCCAAGCACACCUUGUGGCGUAUCUCUUAUGCCUUGCGCAUUCCACGUGUGCUGACUGGUUUGGGUCUUGAUAAUGGCGGUCAUUGGCUGGAUGAAGCUCGCUAUCUCGUACGGCUUUGUGGGACUAGGCAGCAGAAUUUCUUCCUCUUCAACCUCUUGACGGCGUUCCUGGGCAGCCACACAGAAUGGCUGGAGAGGUUAGGGCCCGACCGGUAUCGCAAACAGUUUCGUGCGUUGCACAAAGGAAAAGCUCCACACAGCAGUCUUGCAUCUCGGACCGUCAUCAUCUGCGAUAAUCGCUCCACGGCGCGCCGUAUAAUCUUUUUACUUGCUUCAUUUCUGCCACGCAAUGCGCUCGCCAAGCAAGGAAGCGACUUCUUUUCGCCGCUCCUCACGCCCGACAUCAGCUCCUCGUCACCAGCAAAUAGAGGGCUCCAUGAAGGUUCCUUGCGUCGCCAUGCUCACAACAAGUCCCGCGACGGGCCUGUCUCGUUCCCUCGUCGUGAUAUCUCCGGGCUCUCCACCAGCGACUCAUCCUCCGAAAGUGUUAGCGCCAUCUCUCGAGCAAUUCGCAGUCAUACUCGUCUGCCCGUCUCGCGCAGCGAAAUCGAGCCCGGCUCCAGCAGACAGACCUCGGUGUUCGCGCCGGUCGACGGGCAAGGGCAAGCUCACAAAACAAAUGCCACCAGUUCCACAGCGACUUCUGGGUUGGGAACUCCGGUUCCACACUUUGCGACAAAGACUGACAGUUACUUCCCUGAGACCGUUAUUGUCGAUGGCGACACAACUGUUGCGGAGGCGGAUCUUGCAAGAAUACUCCGACGAGAUAGCACUAGUCACGCCCGCUCCAGACCGCCGAGCAUCAAUUGGGGAUCGUUGGUCAGCAAUGUCUCUGGACUUUGGAGCAAAAGACAAGAUUCUACGGGUCUAUCAAGUGAGAUUUCCAGCACAACAGCCACGGGGAGUUUGAGCGAACGCCGCAGGCUUGCGCCGAGAUCAGUACCCAUCCAGGGGAGACUGCCCAGCCAACUGGAAGCCAUGGUUGACGAAGCCACUCGUCUGCGACAGGAGACAACGGAUCAUGGAAUGGCGCACACAGCGGGUCGUCAUCCCUCCAUCGAUCCGAGUGAGGUACGCCCUCCACAGCUGACGGUCGACGACAAAGACGGUGUCAUCGACGUGGACCUGAACCUUCCAGGGUUCAUCAGCUGGAAUGAUGGGAAAUCUCCUUCGUCGUCACUGCAACACCAUUCUCCCUCCUUCGCAAGCACGGACGAAGGUGGGUCGUCGUACAGCUCCCGCUCGUUCGGCGUCGAAGCCGCGGGCUCAAAUCCUACCAAAGUCGCAGGCUAUCUAAAGCGGUACCACGAGGAUUUCGUUCUCCAAGGCGUCAAAGCUUACCCGGAGCUCCAAGCUGAAGUAGAGCAGAGCAUGUCGAGAGAAGAGGCCCUCACGGACGUGUGCUGUAUCCCACUGUCAGAACAACAGAGCAAGGAACGAUGGUCUCAUGUUUGUACGACUCUACUCGCAGAUUUCCGCACUUUCACGAUUCAACGCCUGACCUUGAAACGCAUGAUGCAUAGGGAGGAUUUGACCGAUGAGCCGGCAGUUAGCGGGGCUGAUCCAAACGCAGAAGGGAUCUCUGGUUCAGCGGCUUCGUCAAGACGCCAGUCACGUGCCAAAAUUAUGACUGUCGAGCGGUUCGAACAUGAGAAAGUCAUGGACUUUGACACAACGCUCACAGACGCGAUCGAACGUGUCCUGAAUGAGACCGAGGCGGUGAGGCAAAAGCCGGUUGCAACAUCCAGGACACAUUCGCGUACUGCGUCUGCUGCUACGACUACUUCUGCCAGAUCCAUGCCACUGGCUAUUUCUGGUUCUGGGAAAACCCGGGCUUGGCAUCCUGCAUCUACAACGGCACAGUCAGGCUGCCGGCAAGCCGUUGUUGGAGCGUUGGAGGAAGUGGUAAAAAGUGUAAAUGAUGAUUUGGCCAGACAUCAUCGCCGCCGUGGUGCCGAUGGCCAGGUCACCCUCGAUGGGAAUGCGGUGGAGCAAGAAAUGAAGCAGGACAAUGUCUUGCGCGAAGGAGUGAAGAAGUGGCUCCUCAACGUCGAAACGAGGAGCGUAUGGUGA